ACGGGGGCAGUGUUAGUUCUGCCUGUAAGCUGCUUCGGUUAUCUCUUGCUGUUUCACGUUGAUUGUAAACAUCAGCUAAGUUUAGGUUUUCGACGGUACCAGUUUUUUAAAUAUAUUUUAACUCGUUUUUAAGUGUGUAUUUUUUUUUUAAAUGUUUAACGGUUUUUUGCACUAAUGGAGUUAGUUACCUAACAACAAUGUUCAGCUCCUCUUCACUCACUCUCUAACCUCACUGUGUAGCCGACCAGGACCAGGUAAUAAUCCCAGUGGAUACAAUGAUUAAGUGUUUGCCUGCAGAGAUUCAGGGGAAACUUCGCUCCGGGGUCGCCAUGCCCUCCCUGCAGCAGUGCGUAGAGGAGCUCAUCCUCAACAGCAUUGAUGCAGAGGCGGCCUGUGUCGGGGUCAGACUGGACAUGGAGGCUUUAAAGGUGCAGGUCGUCGAUAACGGAUCUGGGAUAAACGCUGAAGACAUGCAGAAUCUGGGGAACAGGUAUUACACAAGCAAAUGCAGCGCCAUUGAAGACCUGGAUAACCUCAGGUGGUAUGGUUUCAGAGGAGAAGCCCUGGCAAGUCUAGUGUCUCUAGCCGCCCUGGUGGAAAUCUCAUCCCGGACAAGAUCAUCAGUGAAAACUCACGUCAAACUUUUCAAGGAUGGCAAGAGCAUGGAGGUGUUCGAAGCCGAGAAUAGUCGACCCUCUGCAGGGACAACUGUUGUCAUUUGCAGCUUCUUCCACAGUAUGCCAGUCCGCAGGAAGAGGGUGGAUGCUGUCCUGGAGGGUGAGAGGAUCAGACACAGAGUGGAGGCGAUUUCUCUGAUGCACCCCGCGGUGUCUUUCACUUUGAAGAACGACUGCACCGGAGCUAUGAUGGUGCAGCUUCCCAAAGCUAAAAACACCUACCACAGAUUUGUUCAGGUGCAUGGCCUCGGGCGAGCACAAAAACUUGGAGAAGUCAGCCACGCGCACGGACAGUUUGAAGUGAUCGGCCACAUAGGCAGAGAAGGCCACUACAGCAACAGCUUGCAGUACUUGUAUGUUAAUGACCGACUGCUCCUGAAAACACGGCUACACAAGCUGUUGAACUUUCUCCUGCGCAGGCUGAGCAGCUCAAGUAAGAAAAAUGACAGUCCAGAUGGGCAGUCCGCCAUAAGGAGUCCAAAGCUCAAACGAAGCCAAGAGCAGCAUGGAGUAUAUAUCAUCAAUAUUAAAUGCUCUUACUCAGAGUAUGACAUAUGUCUUGAGCCUGCCAAAACUCUAAUAGAGUUCAGCGAUUGGGAUGGCAUUUUGCUCUGCAUGGAGCAGGCGGUGAAAGCUUUCCUGAGUAAAGAGAACUUGGUGGCUGAAUUCUCUCAAGAUGACGUGGAUUAUUUAUCUCCCAAAUUGUUUGGCACUCACACUUUGGACCAAGAGGGACCAAAAAAUAGCGAUGGCGAUGGCCAAGAGACUAACAGUUCUUCCACACUAGAUUGCAGUAUCGGGAUGAAACUGGUAUCUGAUUCUGUUCAUCGUAAGCACAAAGAUGAAGGUGCAUCUGAAGACACUGUUUGCCAGGGGUGUGGUACGAUGGAGGGAAAAGAAGAGACUGAGCAAACAGGGCGGCAAAGGGUCACUGCGAAUGGGCUGGAAAGGGAAAAAGGUGAAGGGAACAAAGAGUGUGGUGGUGAUCUGGACAGAAUGGAACCUGAGUCUUAUAGAAACAUUACUGAAGAAGUGGAGCUGGCGGUUAGUGAGGAUGGAGAAGACCCUCAAAAUGUAUGCAUGUCUAAUCGGAUCGGACAACCAGGAAGUGAAAUAUGUGGCAGAGAGAUACAAUUAAGCAAUCUGACUUUACAACAUAACAUCACUCAACAAAUUCAGCCUGGUUUAAACACAAUUGAGCGAAUAUUACCUGACUUCCAGGUUAAAGGACAGUCUAUUAAAAGCAACAAAAAGAUAAGUGUAAGUGAUCCUUACAUUCAUGAAAGUCUACAGACUCAGGGUUCAUCCCAAAACUACGCACUCCUAUUUCAGCAGCAGAGAUUAGAGAGAAAGUGUGAAGCUAGAGCCUUUGUAUCAAAACACAAAAUCUCACUGGAUGCAGACAAUGACAAAUCUUGUCCGAAACGAUGCGGAGACUUUGUUCCUAUUAUUCCCUCAAAGAUUCCCAGGAUUGGUUCUAUUCACAAGUUAUCUUUAUGUAAGGAGUCUGGAUCUCUUGAGAAGUUUAGAAGAGAGUGUUGUAAAUCUGCCGAACCGAAAUUACCUUCUCUAGAGACUCGGCAAGAGAAUAAUGCUAGACCUCCAGAGACAGACAGCUUUGCUCCAAAUUCCAAGAAUGUGUUUGUUUGCCAGAAAGAACAGCAAGGUGGUGACGUUACAGGAAAAGAAAAAGAAGAAACGGGAAGUCCAGCAGCCCUUUCAGUUUUCACCAAGUUAAAACCAGUCUCAGGCGAGAAUGAAACCAAGAAAACGUUGGCAACCAAACUCUGCCAGUUGAAACAACACAGAAAAGACAAUUCAAAUGCAUCUCCAAAACUGUCCAAGACCUCCUCACAGGACGGUGAUGACGUCACCGAAGACCGCAAUGACAAUGAAAAUCCCUGGUGCCCUGCACUGGACCCUGAGCCGGGUUGCAGUACAAAUCCCCUGCUAGCUGAGACAGAAAAGGCCACAACAUCUGGAGACUGGCUUCAUCACUAUGAUAAGUCCGUGGGAAAGAUGGUUUACGUGAACAAAGUGACCGGGCUCAGCCGAUACAAGGACCCACAUGCUGAAGAAACACAAGUGCGCUGUACAUCUGAUGUCACCAACAUGGCAGUUAGUGUGAUCUCUGAAAUGGGGACGGAGCACAGGUGUUACCCGUUUCAGGUGGCUCUAGUGUUGCCCUUCCUCCCUAAAUCCAGGAGAGAGAGAGUGAUUAGUUCAGGGCUUGAUGACAGAGAAGACAGUGCAGAAAACUCACUCACCUCACUGUACUCAAAAUGGAAUAAUCCUGUGUUCAUCCGCCCUCCUAUGGUUGGUGUGGACAUAUCCAGCAGGCAAGCUGAUGGACUAGCCGUUAAAGUCCACAACAUCCUGUUUCCCUACCGUUUUUCAAAGGACAUGAUUCUCUCAAUGAAGGUUAUUCAUCAAGUGGAUAAGAAGUUUCUUGCCUGUCUUAUCAACACGCAAGAAACUAAGAGCGAAGAAGAGCCAUUAACACUUACUGAAACUAAAGGAAACCUUCUGGUGCUGGUGGAUCAACAUGCUGCACACGAGAGGGUUCGUCUUGAAAAUCUAGUUGCAGAUUCAUAUGAAGAUGAUCCAGAUGCACCAGGACAGAGACGUCUGUGUUCAUCGACCAUUUUUCCACCUCUUGAGAUGAGUGUUACAGAGGAGGAGCUAAGGCUUCUCAGGUCUUGGCAGCCCCAUUUGCGGAGUUUGGGCCUGGAAGUGACGUUCUCAGGGGCAGUAGCUCCACACGUUUUUGUAGGGAAAGUACCUCUGUGCUUCAUGGAAAAGGAGAGUAAUGAGCUCAGGCGAGGGAGACCUUCUGUAAUCAAGCCUAUUGUGGAGGAGUAUCUUCGAGAGCAGAUAGAGUUACUUUGCACAACAGGAAGAGUAAGAGGGACUCUGCCUCUGACUGUGCUGAAGGUGCUAGCCUCCAUAGCAUGCCAUGGUGCCAUCAAGUUCAAUGACAGCCUGAGCAGAGAUGAAUGCUGCAGCUUGGUGGCGUCCUUGUCCUCCUGCCAGCUGCCCUUCCAGUGUGCCCAUGGCCGUCCAUCCAUUGCUCCGUUAGUAGACAUCCUACAUCUGGACAAAGACCAGAAGGAGUUGCAGAAACCCAACCUCGGAAGGCUGAAAAGACUAUAUAAGGCAUGGAAACUAUAUGGAGAUAGAUAAGUGGGUAUACAUUUUAAAUGAAAUAUGCAGUUUUUAUGAAUUGUAACAUUAAAUGGCUCAAAUGGUUGAAAACUUAAAAAAGUAAAAAAAAAAGACCUAAAGUCUUGGUGUAAAAAAUGUUGUGUGCUAAUAAAGCAACCGCAAAUUCAAAGUAAGACGGAGUGAUCUUCAUAACCAGAAAUGAGUAACACCUUGUGUUGUAAGCUCGUAAAAAAACAAGACUUCAACAAGUAUACAUUGAUGACAUUAUCAUCAGGUAAAUACUAAAGUGUGCAUUGUGGUAAUCGUCUCAAUGUUUCAAAAAUUGCUGCACAUUUGACGACAAAGCUUUUCGCCUCUGGUUUUCUUGACAAACAUUUCAAUCAAUCAGUUUCUUUGUCUGGAAUAUGUGCACUCAAAAAGCAGCUCUCAUUGAAGUGGCUGAAGCUGGUCAGGACAGGAUACAGCGGUUAAAUCAGGAAACCUCACAUUGUUUCUUAAUGCCAAGAAGCACUGAAUUGUGUAAGAAAAUAUCACUCCAUUUAUUGUGUCGAACAUCUCUGCCGCUCAUUACUUGGAGAAUGUUGUUUAAGAUGUCUUAAAUGCACCUGGUGUAAGAGGAAUCCGUUCCUCUACUCUUGCGAUCUGGCACAGAGAUUGUAAGAGUGAAAAGUAUUGAUAGUGUUUAGAUUUUGUGACUUCUCUGCCUCGUCUUAUUUGCUGUUGACACAAUUGUGGACAGGCAUCGGAGCCAGUUUGGAUUAAUACACUGUACUCAAAAUUGUCAAUCAGUAUUGACAAUUUAUUUCUGACAGGGAUCUGAUGAAAUAGUUUAUUAUUAAGAGAGAGAAAGAGCUUUGUAAUUUGGCUUCUGGUAAAAAGGUAUUCAAUUUAAGUGGAUAGAGAGAGUUUAUAUUAACAAGAAUGUCUCUAUCGUUGAGGAUGCUGUGACCAAAUGUCUGACAGGAAUGAAUGACUUGAACAUUUCAUGACAACCUGAGCAGGUUUGCCAUUUGUUUAUGUGCCACACAAGAACCUUCUCAUCACUUUUACAUUCUUGGCUGCUCGCUGACUUUCUACUUACCUUUGAAAAGAACAUUCUUGGUUUUUGUCUUCCUGAAGACAUUUUUAAGAGUUGGUCGACAGUUGGAUUUGUGCAUUAAACACCAGUUGUGAAAAGGACAGAGAUCAGUGGGGGGGGGGAAAAAAGUCUCGACUGGUGCUAAUCCCUUUCUAUUGUGAGGGAGGUGAAGGAUGAUGCUGCUCCUGUCACAGGCAGUCCCCCUCCUCCUCUUCCUCCUCCUCCUCCUCCUCCUCCCCUUCAGUUCUUGGUCUGGUCGCGUCACAUCUCCGCCCCCACAUGUGCAAUCUCUCCUCCUCCUCCUCACCACCUCCUCCCCUAGUAAACAACUCAGCAUCAUUUCAUUAUGUCUGCUAGCAGCCCUCGAGUCCCAUCUUUGAAGAAAGGCAGGCCCAAAUUGCUCAGCUUAUACCGAGACAUGUGCCAGACUGUGAAUUGAAAAAAAAAAAAAAAAUGCAGCACGUUUCACCCCCCAUAAAAACCGAUAAGUUGAUCUGUAAACUAAAUACGUACAGUCGACAUAUGGUUAAAAGAGUCGCAAUUAGAUAAUCAUUUACAUUAGGCCAAUAAAUUAAACGCAGGCUAUUUAUAUAUUUUUUUUUUACCUUUGACUUGAUGAAUGCACCAAUCGCACAGGAAAUGGUGGCGUGUGUGUUUAAAAUAGUCUCACGUUUCUCACCUCACAUGCAUUCAUAUUCAGCGGAUCUUUGUGAAUGGGAGUUAGAAGACCUUGUCGUGCUCUGACGACGUUACGAAUCAAAUGAAAACGAAAUGUGUCAAAACAAGAAAUGUAAAUAAAGGGGGG
Messenger RNA from Labrus mixtus (cuckoo wrasse), 5725 nucleotides. It is a transcript of the gene mlh3, whose product is annotated as mutL homolog 3 (E. coli). The transcript is spliced from 12 exons. Gene Ontology annotation, molecular function: mismatched DNA binding; protein binding; ATP hydrolysis activity. Gene Ontology annotation, cellular component: mismatch repair complex. The record is from RefSeq and is a predicted model, not a curated record. Lineage: Eukaryota; Metazoa; Chordata; Actinopteri; Labriformes; Labridae. Gene Ontology annotation, biological process: mismatch repair. Bases 276 to 3860 code for a protein of 1194 amino acids.